AUGGCGCCUCAUCGGCGCUCAUCAAGACUACUUACCACCACAACCCGCAGGGUAAACAAAACUAACAAUUCUCAAUUAUCUCCAAUAGGAGCCGAUGACUCCAGUCCGAAUCAAUCACAUUCAUUUAAUCUAGUUCUUCAUGGUCCAAACACAAAAAGCAACGAAACACCAUUAUUGACAAAACACUCGACUCAUAUAUCCACCACUCCAAUACCCCAAACACCAGUGACUACAGGUCGGAUUCGACCGGCACCAGAAGAAAUGCAUCCUAGCAAGUCUCAUUUAAGUACUACUCAUGGACCUGACUCUGGGCUCCGUCUCGGCUUCACUGACAUCACUACCGCCGGUAGCAAUCAGCCCUCUGGUAUCACACAAAAAACACCAACCAAAAAAGGGGUAUCAGAAUGCUCAUUUGACUUCAAAUUUUCUCGCCCUAACACCCAACUUGGUCCUGAAGCUCAAAAAAUGAUGGAAGAGCUGCAGUUAGAAGCUCAAAGAAUAAAGGCAAAAAUGGCUUCAGAAAGGGAUGAUAAGAAACAGAAAGAAGAGCCAAGUAAAGUUAUGGAUCACGGUCGCAAGGUAGCCCAUCCGAAGGGCAAGAUUGGUAGAUUUAGUGAUGCUCACUUGUUAGAGUUCAAAAAAAUGAACUCUAUCGCUGAUCAUCCAUCGGUACUACGAACCCAAGCAUCCAAUUUAUCUACCACAAAAAGUAUAUUGAAACGUUCUCCAUCAAAGGCAGACCUGGAUGACAACAAUACAGCACGAAAAAAACUUUCAAGAAACGAUAAAAAGCUCGACAGCGUUCCAAAACAACAAUCUUCAAUUUCAGCUAAGCGUAUUGGAAAAAAGGAAACAAUUAGUGGAUUUUCGAGGAAACUAGUUUCUACUCCAAGUCAAUCAAACUCGUCGUUUAAGGCCCCCCCCUUCAUGAGUGCUAUCCCGGAAGUAGUAAUUCCUUCUGAAGGUGCUCAAAUUCCCGCGACACCGAAUGUGACCGGAUCUAUGUCACCAUCAAAGCUCAAUAACAAUAAAACAUCUGAGAAGUUAGGUCUGGUGACAAUGACCGAUACUCCGAGCUCUAUACCAAUAUCUCCGAGAAAGACAUGCGGUUCCAACCAGUUUGAGCAUACAAGGCCUAAUUCUCGCCUCCCAGAUCGUAGCCAAAAGCCAGAGCACGCUUUAUCUAUUUUUUUGAGAUCUCCCAACAAACAUAAAGAACAUGAAUCCCGGUAUUUACACUCCAAUACAUCCACAAAAUUUGUUGAUAGUCGGGAUAAUCUAAAUAAAGCUAAUAAAUUUGGCUUUACUCCUAAAAAUAUCAGAAAUAACACAGCUAACGACCAAAGUUCGCCAUCUCCGGUGAAGCCAGGAAUGAUACAAUCAAAGACACUCCUUAAAAACAGCUCAAGAAGUUCACUAAAUAAAACAUCUGCAGCGAAAGCGAACAGAAUCCUUUUCCCGUCUAUUUCUAAAGCGCAGGAAUUGAGUAACUCUAGCACUAUUGAAUAUCCGUCUCUAUCUGAAUUUCAUUCCUCUCCCAAGCCACCAAAUCAGAUUACAAAAGAACGACAAUUACCAAGCGCUCCGGGUACUUUCACUUUCCGCAGCGAUCAAUCGAUUAAGUUUUGUCCUUCCCAGAAUAACUUUGGUAUGUCUUCAGGAAAAUCAAGCAUUCGUCAGGUCUCUGCCAGCGACCAGACCAACGAUGCCCCUUGUACCCGACUUAAGAGCAAUAAAGAUAAAAGCCAGCCUCCUUUCCUCAAAAUCCCAAAUAAAAAACGGGCGCGUACUGAGCUUGAGGAUGAGCUCUCUGAAUCUAGAACUACCAAAAAAACGAAGCUCAAAGCAACCGGAGGUCCCUCAUUUAUGACUCACAAAUUACGGAAAGGAAAAGAAACAGCCUCAUCAAUACCUACUCCCUCAAAGCCGCGUGGUGUCCUAACACUUAGUCGUCUUAACAUGCUGUCUCGACCUAAAAUUCGGAAUUAA
Messenger RNA from Blumeria graminis f. sp. triticale, 1989 nucleotides. NCBI's taxonomy places the organism in Eukaryota, Fungi, Ascomycota, Leotiomycetes, Helotiales, Erysiphaceae. The record is from the annotation of a GenBank genome assembly.